Messenger RNA from Lethenteron reissneri (Far Eastern brook lamprey), 6869 nucleotides. It is a transcript of the gene HCFC1, whose product is annotated as host cell factor C1. Gene Ontology annotation, biological process: regulation of DNA-templated transcription; chromatin remodeling. Gene Ontology annotation, cellular component: histone methyltransferase complex. Lineage: Eukaryota; Metazoa; Chordata; Hyperoartia; Petromyzontiformes; Petromyzontidae. The record is from RefSeq and is a predicted model, not a curated record. Gene Ontology annotation, molecular function: protein binding; transcription coactivator activity.
GGGGGGGGUCAGCACCCCGCCCAUCCAUCCCCCACGGCCGCUUCCGGCUGUCUCGCGCGCGCGCUCGGCAUUGUGGGAAGGCGAGGCCCAAGAUGGCGGCUCCCACGCUCAAGUGGAAGCGGAUCACUGGCUCGACGGGACCUGUGCCGCGGCCGCGCCACGGCCACCGCGCCGUCACCAUCAAGGAGCUCAUGGUGGUGUUCGGCGGCGGCAACGAAGGCAUCGUGGACGAGCUGCACGUCUACAACACGGCAACAAACCAAUGGUUCAUCCCGGCGGUGCGUGGCGAGAUCCCACCGGGCUGCGCAGCGUACGGCUUCGUGUGCGAUGGCACACGGCUGCUUGUGUUCGGCGGCAUGGUGGAGUACGGGAAGUACAGCAACGACCUGUACGAGCUGCAGGCGAGCCGCUGGGAAUGGAAGCGCCUAAAACCGAAACCCCCGAAGCACGGGCCGCCCCCGUGUCCCCGACUGGGCCACAGCUUCUCGCUCAUCGGCAACAAGUGUUACCUUUUUGGGGGUCUUGCCAACGAUAGCGAGGACCCCAAGAACAACAUUCCCAGGUAUCUGAACGACUUGUACGUGCUGGAGCUGAAGCCGGGCUCGGGGGUGAUGGGCUGGGACAUCCCCGUGACACAGGGUGCCCCGCCACCCCCCCGCGAGUCCCACACGGCUGUCGUCUACCCCCAGCCCCCUGAGACCUCCCCUGGAACCCCGACACAGCCGGCACUCACCCAGCCGCUGGGACGUCGGCCCAUGCUCGUCAUCUACGGAGGCAUGAGCGGGUGCCGCCUCGGAGAUCUGUGGACGCUCGACGUUGACACAAUGACCUGGAGCCAGCCAAUGAUGUCGGGCAUUGCUCCUCUCCCUCGCAGUCUUCACUCUGCCACAGUCAUCGGACCCAAAAUGUUCGUAUUUGGAGGAUGGGUGCCCCUUGUGUUGGAAGAUGCAAAAGUAGCGACACAUGAGAAGGAAUGGAAAUGCACCAGCAACCUCGCCUGCUUAAACCUGGAAACGAUGACCUGGCAGUCAGUGCCGACUGACACGUCUGAGGAUAACAACCCGCGCCCGCGCGCUGGCCACUGUGCCGUGUCCAUCAACUCACGCCUGUUUGUCUGGAGCGGCCGAGAUGGCUACCGCAAGGCCUGGAACAACCAGGUGUGCUGCAAGGACCUGUGGUACCUCGAGACAGAGAGGCCACCGGCGCCGGGUCGUGUGCAGCUGGUGCGCGCCAGCACGGACUCGCUCGAGGUGAGCUGGGGUGCAGUCAGCACGGCUGACGCCUACCUCCUACAGCUACAGAAGUAUGACAUCCCGCCGCCAGCCGGCGCCACCCCAGUGCAGGCCCCUGCAGGCGUCAGCGCCAUGGAUCAAGCCUCUGCCUCUGCAGCCGCCGCUGCUGCUGCCGCCAUGGCCGGCGACAAGAGCCCCUCGCACGCUGCCACGGCGCCACUGAUGGCUGCCGGCAUCCCCACUAGCCCCAUGCCACAGAUGACUACGACCGGAGGCAUCCGUCUGCUGGGCGCAUCGGCGGCCGGAGGAAUUGGGGCAGCCAACGCUCAAGGAACGACCGUGGUGCGGGUGCAGACCACGCAGGGAGCCGGUGCAUCCUCUUCUCCGAUCUUCACCGUCACACGCAAGCCCACCAACCCGGGCAUCACCGUUUCCGCCCUACCCACGACCGUUUCUGGCACGCCACAGAUGAGUGGCAUGGCAGCGCUUGCUGCUGCGGCUGCCGCCACCCAAAAGAUCCCUGCAGGGGCCUCUUCGUUGGCAGCCACCACAACCACACUCGCAGCUGGAUCCACAGGCAUCCCAGGCACCAUUAAAGUUCCUCCCGGCACUGUUGUGCGCCAUUCCCUUCAGGUGAACGCUCCUGCGACCUCCAUGCUGAAGUCGGCCAUGGCCCAGGUGUCUUCACCUGGAACAGUGUCGGGGACCUCGGGCAGGCCCAUCAUCACCGUGCACAAGUCCGGCACCAUCUCGGUAAUGCCGCAGGCGCAGGUGGUCACCACCAUGAUCGGAGGCGUCACCAAGACCAUCACCCUCGUCAAGAGCCCCCUGUCCGUGGCUGGGGGCGGCACACUGCUCUCCAAUCUGGGCUCUCUGGUGACGCUGAUGCAGACUAAGCCUGUGCAGUCUGGGGUUGUCACUUCGCAGGCGAGCUCUCUCGCCCACUUCAUUCAGACCAAGGGCACCCUGCCUCCGGGCGCUACCAUCGUGAAGCUGGUGACAUCGGCGGACGGCAAGCCUGCCACGCUCAUCACCACCUCGCAGGCGGGUGGCAUGACUGGCACGGCACAGAUCCUCAACAUCGGUGCCAUGGCCGGCCACACGGGCACCGUCAUGGGCAAGCCCGGCGGUGCCACCAUCAUCAAGACCAUCCCAAUGUCGGCGCUCAUGGGCCAAGCUGGGGCUACAGGUGGAACUCAAGCAGGUGGAAUGAAGUCCCCCAUCACUUACAUCACCACUAAGGUCAUGACCUCUGGAACCGGAGCUCCAGGAAAGAUUAUCACAGCCAUGCCUAAACUAGGCAGCACCCAGUCCGGAGUCACACAGGUGCUGCUGCGUGGGACAGGCCCUGCCGGUACCAUCCUGCGCGCCGUUACUCCCAUGUCGGCCGCCACCAUGAUGGGAGGGGUGCGUCUGGUUUCCCCUGCAACCGUCACUGCAGGGAAGCCUGCCCUUACCACACUGGUCGUCAAGGGCACCACAGGCAUGACGACACUGGGCACAGUUACCGGUGCCCUCAGCACACAGACUGCGGCUGGCGUGACGUGCGUCCCGGCCGCACUGGCGACGCCUGUCACGACGCUGGCCACCAUCGCCGCCCUCUCAUCUCAGGUGGCUGGCGUGGCGGGGCCGUCGGCACCCAACGUAACCCUCACCCAUGUCACCAGCACCACGGCCGUGCCUGCCACAUCUAUCAACCAGCCGGUGAUGUUGGCACAGCAGCUUGUCAAGCCACAGACCGUGGCUGUGUCAGUUGUCCCCGUUGCCCAGCCCCCAGCAGAGGUGGUUGCACCGCCCGAGUGCAAAAGCCCGCCGCACGAGACGUCGGAGACCAACACCACCAACACGUCAACCACAACCACAGCCAGCAUGGACCCCAACCAGGUUCAGCCUCCCCCUACGGGCGAGGGUGGUAUUCCGGAGAGCGUGCACGGGGAGACCGCCACAGCCGGCACCACCAACACGGCCACCAACACCGUGUCAGCCGCCCAGCCCCGCGCCGUCACCAACGUCACGCAGUCAACGCCCGCCCCGGGGCCCGCCAUCUCGAGCGUUGCAUCGUUACACCUGCAGACGAUCGCAUCCACUUCGGACCAAGCGGCCAGUUCAGAGACUGCAGCCACCACCUCCAACAGCGGUGGUGGUGGGGGGGCGGCAGCAGUAGCAUCCACAGUUUCGGCGACAACAACAAUAGCGACAGCAGCGACGGCAACGGUGACAGUAGCAGCAGCAGUCGCGAUCCCACCAGCACCAAAGGCAGGCGAGGCCGCCCCCCAACCCGCACAGACGGUGAACACUGCCGUGAAUCCACCGGCAAGCACUAAUGUGGCCCCGGCGCCAGCAACCGUAGCAGCAGUAGUAGUAGCUCCACCACAGCCCCCUUCAUCCUCGGCACCAUCAGCCCCUGCUGCUGCUGCUGCCGCCACCGCCAUCACCAUGACUGCAACCACUGCCACUGUGGCCAUCAAGGUGGCCGUCCCGGCACCGCUCCCCACGACCACCAUCAUCCUGCCCCCGACAAACGCGGCACCAGCGUCGGUCAGCACCCCCGCGUGCCUGUCCAGCGCCGAGACGGCAACCGUCGUCCUUCAGCCAGCGUCGCACGCAGGUUCGCUACUGCCCUCCAAGAUCGAACCUCUAGCGCCAUCAGAUGCGCUGGCCCCAGCUGACAGCCUCAACGACCCCGCUCCGGAGUCGAACCACUUCCCAGUGCUUGCAGGCCUUGCUCCGUCCAGCACACUUCUCACCGCUCCGGUGCCCACCGUCGUGCCCAUCCUGCCCACCGUGCCCAUCCUGCCCACAGUCGUGCCCAUCCUACCCACCGUGCCCAUCUUACCCACCAUACCCAUCGUGUCCACCGUGCCCGCGAGCCCCGCCAAGCUGCAGGCGGCCACCGUGCUGGCCCAGGUGGCAAACAACGUCCCGUCAAGUCCUACUAUUAUCACUAUAGCGAAGCCGGAGGUGGUUGAGGCUGCGCCUAAACCGCUCGCCAAGAAGGAGUCUGCGCCCUGGUUUGACGUGGGCAUCUUCAAAGUGACCAACACCGUGGUGACUCGCUACCACCUGCCUCCUGACGACAGCAGCAUGGAGGACGGUGACGCUUCGAGUGGCAUCCUUGACCACAGCUCUCUCAAGCUGCAGUCACUGCAGCCCGGCACGGCCUACAAGUUCCGCGUGGCCGGCGUCAACGCCCUCGGUCGCGGUUCCUUCAGCGAGAUUUCCGCCUUCAAGACCUGCCUGCCGGGCUUCCCCGGGGCGCCCUCCGCUAUCAAAAUCAGCAAGACCCCGGAGGGAGCGCACCUGACGUGGGAGCCGCCGGCCCUGAAGUUCGGCCGAAUCCUCGAAUACGCUGUCUACCUGGCGGUGAAGCGGCCCAACCAGCCCCCUGCGCAAGCGGCCGGCGACGGCAAGACCGGCGCCCCGGCCGCCGCAGCCCAGCUCGCGUUUGCGCGCGUGUACUGCGGCGCCGAGCCGUCGUGCCUCGUGGCAAACGCCAGCCUGGCCGGCGCUCACCUCGACACGGGAGCCAAGCCCGCCAUCAUCUUCCGCAUCUCGGCGCGCAACCAGAAAGGCUAUGGCCCCGCCACACAAGUGCGGUGGCUGCAAGAUGCUGGCAAAGAUGCCCCAGGAAGCAAGCCGAUGGCAAAGCGACCCAUCACAUCGCCAGAAACCAAAACCCCGAUGGGCUUGAAGAAACCCAAACAGGAAGCUGUGUAAUUGGGAACAGACUACCACAACGCAAACGGCGUCUUUUUUUCUCUCCGAAAGCAAAGCGGUGAUUGUAAAACCAGCGCCCUGGGUGUUGCGCCCCCGAGGAAAAGGGGGGGGGGGUGGGAGCGGGGGGGAAAGAGGUUGUGGCGGUGGGGAGAAGCGAGUGGAGGUGAGGUGGUGGCAGCAGCAGCAGGCAAGCAUGGGGCAAGUGGUCGUGCGGGGGGUCAAGUGCCCAGGCGAGCGAGAAAGGUCUUGUUUGGUCUCCCUUUGGCGGCGAAGGUGGCGUCUGUGCGGCGGUGUCACGCCCGUAUGGUGCCAUCGCGAAUGGCGCCCGGGAUCUUGGCCGCCAGCCGUACCCGUUCUGUACCCUAUCACAUCAUGCAUUGCGUUUUACAGAAUUGGCUUGUACUUACCAAAAUUGAAGUUUUUAAAAACGUCGGCGUAGUUUUUUAAAAGCAUAUGAGUUUAUUUUAUCAAUAAAAAAAAGUGUUCUAUUGCCAAGCUUUAGCCGUUAUGUUACCCUUUUGCUUAUUAUUAAUUGUUUAUUUUUUAUUUCGUCCCAAGAACUUACAUUGUUUUUUUCUUUUUUGGCUUUUUUUUAUACAUUCACUGUAUAUUUCCCCGCCCCCCCCCCCCCCCAAUGUACUCUGUGAUUUUGAUUAGUGUAAUGUAUAGUCAUGGAUUUCGGGUCUAUUAACGCAUCGAAAGGACCGUCGUAAUUUACGCCUGUUAGAUCCUAAUGGUUUGGACUACUCACAGGAGACUGUAUAUAUAGGGUAGGUGUUGUUGUAUACUUAGUGAUCGUACCGAGAAACAAAAAAAAUAAAAACUGUUUAAAAAAACCUUAAAAAGAAACGAAACAAAAAAGGAAAAAAAAGCACUUGGCAUCCAUGCGUCUGACUUUCAAAAUAUAACUUUGUAUCGUCUCGAGGGACGCGACAAGAUCAUUACUUUUAAGUGGAAGUUUUGAGUCGGGUUUUGAAUUUAGAUGCGCCUUAACCAGUCUCAUUUUUAUAUUCCAAUCACCUGUAAUGGAAUUACACAUUAGAUUUUUAAUUCCAGAGUUUAGGGUUUAAAAUUUAAUGAAACACAACACAACAGGGUUGAUAAUAAAAAUGCAGCCGCUAAUCAAAUUGGAACUGGUGAUGCCUCCCGCACUUAUCGAUUUGCCGAUUUCUUCAGCGCCCGGCACGUUUGUUAAGUUGCAGCCUGUUCCUUUUGUCAGUAAAAGUGUUCAUCCGUGAGUGUUCGGCCAGGUGAGUUGUAGUUGUAAUGUUACUGAGCAUAUGUUCUUUCUUCCUUCCUUUUUUCGUUUUUGUAAAACUUUCCUUCGCUUUGUUUCUGCAGCUCCCCCCCACCCACCCCCACGUUUACAGCUGUUGUUGUGUAGGCACCAGAGGUGCAAUAACGCAUGUGUUUAAGAACCUGCUGUAAUCAUUUGUGUUUUUAAUGUGAAAGAGAAGCGAGAGGUUGAGGAAAUCAUUAAAGAGAGACAGAGAAAUGACAAGUGAAUUUCUGGAAUUCUGGGCAAGUAGAGCUGUCAAAAGUUUGCGACGGAUCAGUGAGGACAGGUGGUAACCAAAUGGGGGCUGAUUUUGUAAGAUAUUCAGUGUGUACAUUUACCUUUUAAAAAGUUUAAUAUAAACGUGUGAUAACUGCCCGUCGAUUCACUCUGGCAGGAUGGCAUGUUACCAGUAGCUCGUGGCGUUUUUGUUAUUUUUUUUCAAUUUUGAAAUGGUAGGUACCCUUUAGCUGAGAGACCAGUUCAUUUGAAUGUAACGGAUAUUGGCCGUUAGUUGCAUCCCUGCGACCCCUAACCUCUAGUUCUCCGGUUGUUGCUGCAUUGUAAAAAGGCUAUACUGCAUCGUAAGUUUCUGCCAAAACACAGUGCUGUUUGUGCUAUUUUGAAUAAAAACACUUUUGAGA